GUGACUUCCAGAUCCACCCAAAGAACCUCAUCGUGGGGCCCAAGUGUUGGCGGGGGAACGAGCUGCAGAGGUGCAUCCGCAAGAAGCAGGUGGUGGGAGAUCGGAUGUUUAUAGAGGACUACCACAAACUCAACAAGAGGAUCCGGUACUUGUACAGGCGCUUCAAUCGUACUGGGAAGCACCGCUAG
Molecule: messenger RNA, 188 nt
Organism: Balearica regulorum gibbericeps (East African grey crowned-crane)
Lineage: Eukaryota; Metazoa; Chordata; Aves; Gruiformes; Gruidae
Source: RefSeq, a predicted model, not a curated record